Messenger RNA from Cynara cardunculus var. scolymus (artichoke), 5190 nucleotides. RefSeq lists its product as uncharacterized. Gene Ontology annotation, molecular function: ADP binding. NCBI's taxonomy places the organism in Eukaryota, Viridiplantae, Streptophyta, Magnoliopsida, Asterales, Asteraceae. The record is from RefSeq and is a predicted model, not a curated record. The coding region runs from base 1 to 5190 and encodes 1729 amino acids. The transcript has 6 exons.
AUGGCUGCCGAUUUAAUUGUUGCUAUUGCUGUAAAGAUAGGAGAAUUUGUAUUUGAACCUUUUGGGAAAUCGUUCAGUUACCUGUAUCAUUACAGCAAGAACAUUACUUCUUUCCAAUCUCGAGUUCUGGCUUUAGAGAAUUGUAGGAUUGAGAUCCAAGGUUUAGUUAGUGAGGCAAAGAGAAAUGGAGAACAUGUUCUACCUCAAGUUGCAGCAUGGCUAACAGCUGCAGAUGGGUUUGUCGAUGAAUCAAGAAAGUUUCUCGAGGACCAUCAAAGUAUCCCAUCAUGUACCAACUUAGUUUCACGCUACAGGACUAGUAAGAUAGCAAAAAAUAGGGUAUUGGCUGUUAAUAAGCUUCUGGGAGAUGGCAAGUUUGACCGUGUUUCUCGACAAGUUCCUCCACCACUGUGGUCUGCCUCUACAGGUAAUCUGGAGACUUUUGACUCAAGGAACUUAACGUUUAAAGCCAUCAUGGAAGCACUCAAAGAUGAUAACAUCAGUGUUAUUGGGGUGUAUGGUAUGGGGGGUGUUGGUAAGACGACUCUUGUGAAAGAAGUUGCUAAGCAAGCUAGUGAAGACAAACUGUUUGAUGAAAUGGUGAUAUCAGUCAUCUCUCAAACCAUAACUGUGAGGAGGAUUCAAGGUGAAAUCGCUGACAAGUUGGGACUGAAACUUGAGCAGGAGAGUGAAUCUGGAAGAGCCACCCGAUUAUGUGAAAGGCUGAAGCAAUCAACAAGGGUGCUUUUGAUACUAGAUGAUGUUUGGAGACUACUAGAUCUGGAGGCUAUUGGGAUACCACACAAUGAGGUACAUAAGGGUUGCAAAUUGUUGUUGACAUCGCGGAGCAAAGAUGUGUGCAAUGAGAUAAAUGCUCAAGUAUGUGUCCCUGUAAAUGUCUUAUCUAAAGUGGAUGCUUGGAAGUUAUUUAGCAAGAUGGCAAGCAUUACCCAUGGUAGUUCUGAUAUACAUCUUCUAGCAACUAAGGUAGCGGAAAGAUGUGCAGGCUUACCAAUUGCAAUUGUAACUGUUGCACGUGCUCUCAGAGGCAAGAGUAAACAUGCUUGGAGUGAUGCGCUUCGUCAGUUGCAACACCCUCCUUCAAAGAACAUCAAAGGCAUGCAGAAAUACGUGUACUCCUCUCUUGAAUUGAGUUACAAUUUUUUGGAAACAGAUGAAAGUAAGUCUUGCUUUUUGCUUUGUAGUUUAUUCAAAGAAGAUGUGGAGAUUCCUGUUGAAACUUUGGUUAGAUAUGCGAUGGGGUUAAGGUUGUUUCAGAAUGUUUAUCAAUUAGAAGCUGCAAGAGACAGGACAUAUGCCGUAGUCGAGGGCCUGAAAGCUUGUUGCUUGCUUUUGGAUGGUAAAGGCGAGGAGUAUGUUAGGAUGCAUGAUGUCAUUCGGGAUUUUGCUAUUUUGGUUGCAUCUAGUGGUGAAAAUAUGUCUUUGGUGAGACAUGAUGCACAAUCCUUUGGAAGUCCUGAAGGUGAACCUCUCAACCCUUUUGCUGCAAUCUCACUUGCAUCAACUAGCAUUACCGAACUUCCCAGUGGCCUGGAUUGUCCAAAACUUGAGAUUCUGCUAUUACAGUUUCACUCUGAUUCAAUUAAAGUUCCUAGUAAGUUCUUUGAAGGGAUGAAAGAACUUAAAGUUCUAACCAUGAGUGACAUGCCCAUUUUGUCUUUACCUUCAUCGAUUAGAUCUUUAUGGAAAAUGCGGACAUUGUGCCUUGAGCACUGCAAGCUACGAGAUAUCUCAUUAAUCGGAGACAUCACGAGCCUUCAAAUUUUAAGCUUUCUAGGAUCUAAUGUUAAGCGGUUGCCAGAGGAAAUUGGACAACUAACACAGUUGAGACUUUUAGAUUUGACAGAUUGUGAAGAGUUGACAACAAUUCCACCCAAGGUGUUAUCAAGAUUGUCUUUGUUGGAAAGCUUGAAUAUGAUGAACAGUUUUGUGAACUGGAGUGGUGAAGAUAAAGACAUGCAAGGAAAUAACCCAUCUCUCAAUGAGUUGAGAAUGUUGCCUUGCUUAAGAUCCUUGGAAGUGAACAUCCUCAAUGUCAAUCUCAUCCCCAAAGAUCUACUCUUGGAAAAUUUGAUCAAAUUCAAGAUUUAUGUUGGAAGCUAUUGGUUGGUUAGCCUUACCCAUCGAUACACAAGAGCUUUGAAACUCAGAGUUGAUGAAGGUAUUAGUUUACCAGACGGUCUCAGGAUGAUGCUGAAGCAAGCUCAAUACUUGAUCUUAGAAUAUUGUCCUCAUGUCUUAAAGAAUAUUCUACAUGACUUGAGAAUGGAAGGAUUUCGGAGCCUCAGGGGGUUAGAGCUAUACGGUAAUUGUGAUAUUGAAUAUUUAGUUGACACAAUAGGAUGUAAACCAGGUGAUGUCUUUCCUACUUUGGAGAAGCUGGAAAUAGUUUCUUUGGAAAACCUUAAAGAAAUAUGCCAUGGCCAUCUCCCUGUCAGAUCGUUCUCGGCACUGCAGGAAUUGGAUCUAAAGUACUUGCCUGAGUUCAUUUGUUUGUGGAAGGAGGACACUCAUGAUCACACCUGCCUUGUCAACCUAAGGACUGUCUCUGUACACACUUGUCAAAAAUUGGAAAUUCUUUUCCCACUGCACACAGCCACAAAUACAGGAUUGCUCCAUGAUCUGUGUAUAUUCAAUUGUGGCAUUCUCCGGGGAAUAUUUUCGAAUGAUACCACAGUUGCAGGUGACAAAAGGGAGAUUGUGCUCCCUGUGUUGAAUGUCCUGGAGCUUUCUCUUUUACCCCAGCUAAGGAGUUUCUACCCCAAAAUGAAUGAGAUUUCAACUUCAGAUGACAGCCUUGAGAUACCUCUCUUUGGGGCUAAUGUAAUAUUUCCAGAAUUGCAGGUGCUAAGACUCAGGAAACUGCCAAGAGUGAAAGCAUUAUGGCCCCUACAAGUGCCUGAAGAGAGCUUUGGCAGAUUAAAAGUUCUAAGGAUCACAAGGUGCAAUGCAAUCUCAAAGUUGAUCCCAUUUAAUAUGUUGCAGAGAUUAAAGAACUUCGAAAGUCUUUCCAUCAUUAACUGUGAUAUGGUUGAGGAGAUUUUUGAACUUGAUGGUCUAGUAAAUGUUGAUGAAACUACUGCAUUAGUAAAUUUUCCUCCACUGAAAGAACUAGUUCUAUGUGGCUUAUCUGAAUUGAAGCAUUUGUGGUGGAACGAGGGUUCCUUUGGAUAUGUUAGCUUGCAGUUUUUAAGUUUGCUGACCAUUACCAGAUGUGAUAGUUUGACACGUAUUUUCUCUCUAUCAGCAUUGAAAGGUCUCGUUCAACUUCAACGCCUAGAAAUAGAAUCGUGUGCAUUGGUUAAGGAGAUUGUUUCUUUUGAGAGAGGAGAGGGCAGCAACAUGGUUGUUUUUCCGCAUUUACACACUCUUCGGCUUAACCAUCUGCCAGACCUUACAAGUUUCUACAAAGAUCACAAACCUUUAGAUUGGCCAUCUUUGAAGAUCCUGAAUAUUGCGAAUUGUCCCAAUAUGAAAACUUUUCCUGCUUCUGAACUUGAACAAAUUGUAGAUCAAGCGGGUAACCUUUGUUCUACAAUACAGCCCCUUUUUAAUGAGAAGGUUGCAUUUCCUAAUACAGAAGAGUUGCACAUACAGUACAUGGAUAACCUGGUUGAGGUAUGGGAUCACCUACUACCAGAUCAGACCUUCUCCAGUCUACAAGUCCUGAAUGUGAGAGGGUGUGAAAAGCUAAUUCAUGUUGGCUCAACCCAUAUGUUGGCAAGGCUACAAAUGCUCAGUAAACUCUACAUAGAAGAUUGUGGUUCAGUUGAGGAGAUCUUUGUCACUGAGCACAAUGUAAAUCAAGAUGACACCAUUGUGUCACUCUUCAGCUUGACAGAAUUGAGAUUAAAGAGUCUACCUGAAUUGAAGCAUAUAUGGUGGAACACGGAUUCACGAUGUGGGGCCCUUCACUUUCAGAACCUAAGUUCACUUGAAGUUUCUGGUUGUGCCCAUCUCAAAUAUAUACUCUCAACUUCCAUCACCAAAGGGCUAGUACAACUCCAAGAACUUAAAGUAAAUUUAUGUGAGCUGGUUGAAGAGAUUGUCUCGAAUGACAUCUCUGUGGAAGACCAAGUUGAAGUGGUAGUCUUUCCUCGGUUGAGAACUCUUGAACUUAAGAAUUUGCCAAAUCUCAAGAGUUUUUGCUCUAUAAAUGGUAUGUUGCAAUUGCCAUCCCUUCGAGCACUGAAAGUAAUGGACUGCCCCAAGACGAGGACAUUUGCUUCCAAUCUAACUCGGAGUAAUCUUAUAUUGGAAAAUGUAUCAGAAGAAUUGUUAGAAAAUCACUUCCCUAUCAUAACCGAACCCUUCUUCAAUGGAGAGAUGCUUUUACGUAUGUUGGAGAAACUAAGCAUUGAAGGCCUAAGUAGCUCAAGAGGCCUAUGGCAUGACCAACUUCCACAUGACUCCUUUCAUCAACUAAAAAAUUUGAAGGUAAAAAGAUGCAAGAAAUUGUUAAGACUUGUUCCUGAGCUAAAAAAUAUGGAAAAGCUUUAUGUUGAAGAAUGUGACUCACUUGAAGAGAUUCUUGGAAUUGAGCAGUCCAUUUGGGGAGGUCAUGAGAAUCAUUUGAUUUGUAAGUUGAGAGAUCUCAGGCUACAAAAUCUACCCAAGUUGGUGGCAAUAUGGUGGAACAACCAUUUGAAUGGCAUUUUGAAAUACCCAAAGUUUUCUUCAUUAAAAAUCAUCAAAUGUGAUGGUUUGAUGAAAGUAUUUUCAGUAUUGGUAGUCAAGCACUUCAUACAUCUCGAAGAACUUUACCUAGCUAAUUGCUUGAUUAUUCGAGAAGUGGUUGCAGAAGAUGAACAGAAAGCAUCUACUGGAGAGAAAGUUGUUUUCCCUCAACUUCACUCUCUAGGGCUUUUAAAUCUGCCAAACCUUACGAGUUUCUGUUCGGGGGAUUGUAUGCUUGAAUUUCCUAACUUGGAAAAUCUGAACUUGGAGAAGUGUCCCAAUAUGAGUACUUUUUCUUUAGGGCCACCAGUCACACCAAAACUCAAUGCAAUAGCAGUCGAAAAUGGAGAGCAACUAUGGAAGAUUGACCUCAAUAGCACUAUCAAACACUUGUUUCAGUGCCAAGAAAGUCAUAGGUUUAGCUGUAAAAGUCAAACUGCAACUCCUGAAAGUAUGGUUAUUGAUACUCGGUACAUCGUGAACAUAAUGUGA